Molecule: messenger RNA, 5926 nt
Organism: Rhipicephalus sanguineus (brown dog tick)
Lineage: Eukaryota; Metazoa; Arthropoda; Arachnida; Ixodida; Ixodidae
Gene: Naa60
Product: N-alpha-acetyltransferase 60
Exons: 6
Coding region: 205-912 (235 amino acids)
Biological process (GO): N-terminal peptidyl-methionine acetylation
Cellular component (GO): Golgi membrane
Molecular function (GO): histone acetyltransferase activity; protein-N-terminal amino-acid acetyltransferase activity
Source: RefSeq, a predicted model, not a curated record
UCGGUAGCGUCGCUUUCGGCCCAGGUGAGAUUUGGAAUGGUCUCAAUGUUGGGCUGUCGUUUUAGGAUGUCCGCAUCUGCCAAGCUCUCGCGAUAUCUGCCCAGCUGCUACACCCACAGCCGUGUCUUAUGAUACGAAAACAGCCGGUCGCCUUCCGCUGCAGCCUGUGUGUGACGAGCAGGCGAGCUGUGGGGCACAGCCUGCAUGCUGGGAGCCGUGCCCCUGGCGAGUGACAGCAACGUGCAGCUCCGGUUCCUGGCACCCGACGAUGCCACCGAGGUGCGCAGACUCUGCACCGACUGGUUCCCCAUUGAGUACCCGGACUCCUGGUACCAUGACAUCACCUCCAACCCCAGGUUUUUUGCCUUGGCAGCCAUGUAUGGGGGUCGCAUCAUUGGCCUCAUUGUUGCCGAAAGCAAGGCACAGUCCCUGUGCAACCGAGAAGACGCGGGGCUCCUGGCUGCAAACUUCCCGCCCGCUGCACAGGUUGCCUACAUUCUUACCCUGGGGGUGGUACGCGAGUGCCGGCGCAAUGGCAUAGCCACACUCCUGCUGGACAGCCUGCUUGCGCACCUGUCCCAGCAGCAGCCACAGUCUGGUGCCUGCAAGGCCGUCUACCUGCACGUGCUGGCAUCCAACACGUGCGCCAUCCAGUUCUACGAGCGGCGCCGCUUUCGGCCGCACGCCUUCCUGCCUUUGUACUACUCGGUUCGGGGCACACCACGCGAUGGAUACUCAUACGUGUUGUACAUCAAUGGUGGGCAUCCGCCCUGGACACUCUUGGACUACAUCAAGCACUGGAGCCAGAAGGUGUCUCGACUGGAAGUGUGCGCACUGCCCAAGCAGCUGCUUCGCAUGGUGGGGAAGCUGUUCUCCCGCCUGUUCUCCAGGGUGUUUGUGUCACACAAGUAGCACCGUGCCUUGCCCCCAUCCGAAAGGACUGCUGCCCAGGCACCACAAGACUGUUGUUGAAUUUCGUUUUUUUUUUACUCAGUGCUCCGCCUAUUUUUUCACUGAGUUUAAGUGGGAAAAAAAAUGCUCAUUUGAAUGCAUCGUUGACACUGUGCAAGGUGUCAUUUCCGUUGGUGACCGUUGAGCGAGUGUGAAAGGUUGUGUGCGUGUGCGCUGUUCUGGGCCCUACGCUGUGCCUUGGGUACUCCAGACAAGCGUGGCUGUUGUGUACAGACUGUUCUUUUUUUUUCUUUCUGUGCCUUAGCCACGUCGCUAAGGCUGGUGAGGCAUCAUUGCCAUUUUGCGUGUUUCUCGAAUUGUGUGAAAAACGGUGAACAAGACAAAGGGUGCUGGAAGGAGAUUGCGCUGGUGUUGAUGAACAUGGUGCCACCAUGUCUAAGAGCAAUUAUGACGCGUAAUCAGUAGAUUCCACGAGGGAAAAUCCUUGCAUUGCCCAAUUUUUUAAAUAUCACACCGAUUUCCACACCCUGCAGAACUUUUAAACUCGCUUGUUGUCCGACCAGAAUGUGUACCUCCACACACAGUGCACGACGUAAAUUCUAUGGAAAAAGAAAAACCAAGGGCCUGCUGGGCCUUUAUUUUACAUUUAUUUUAUCAUGGAUUUACUCCUGUGAGCUCGUGUAAGUGGAUCGCAAAUGCCACAAGGUCAGGGUUGCCAGCGAAUUCAGAUUUAUGUGGAAACUUGUGCUCUGCGACUGAAAAAAUGUGACAUCUCCACAAAUGGGCCAACAUGUGGAGAGAGCUAGAGCAUGAAGUCAACGAGCGAAAUGUUGUGUGAAAUCUGGCUUUUGGUCGUGCAUUUGCAGGCAGAAAACCACAAUCAUGCAUGAAACCUUUCCAGUAGCCAAAAACAUUGUGGCAGGAUGUUUUCCACCACUGCCAAGUGCGUGCAUGUUGCCCUUGCUGGUUCCUCAUUAGCAUUUUUCCUCUGCAGCAGAAAAAUAGCCAACCAGUGCCGCCAGCUGUGGCCAAAAAGAGAGAUGUGGCUGUGAUCCCAACGCUGUUGGGGCGUCACAUAGUGCAGCUGUUCUGUUAGAUGCUUCUCAUGCAUGUCUGUGGCACAGAUGUGACAUCUCAAUAUUGGAUCUCUGCACUGGAAUUGGCAGUCAUCACUAAGCCUCUGCAUCAUCCGUAUAAGGAUUUAUAUUUUGUUAUACAGGCAAAUGUGAUGGCAUUAAACUUGACUCGUUAGUGGGAUACUGAGCCUUUAGGCCCCAUAAUCCUGUCAAAUGUGUAAAAAAAUUAUGCCUAUAAAUAUUUUUGCAUGCCAACCCAAGUUGCCAUUUUUCUUCAACUACUUUAAAUGCUACAUGUCUAUCGAAAAUGCCUAUGUACACUUCCAAGCAUUUAAUGAGGUUUCCAUUUUCUAAUCGCAAUUCCAAAUUUGCAGCUUCAGCUAGAAUGCAUUUUCAUUGCAGCAUUUACUAACAUGUUCACACAGUUUAGCUCUUAAUAUAUGCAAUGACGUAAACUUAGCUAAAAACCUAUACCAAGGGGUAUUACUAUGCUAUUGCACUCGUGGCACAUAUCAGUUGUUAGCUUUGUUUUUAAUAGCCGAAUAAGGUGUUGAAUUACUUGCUCAUUGAUUCCUGCGCAGCCCCACAAUUGGCUUCAAAAUAUGAGCAGGUAAAAAUUUUAGCAUUCUUACAUAACUUGUGUCAAAAUGUUGCAUACUGUCUUUUCACUCUAAACUUACAAAGCUGUGCUUCAGUACUUUUUUUAGAUGAUAGAAAAAAAAAAAGGCUAGAGAAGGAACAGCACUGCAUUUCCAAAAACCUUGUGGGUGUCAUUAUGACUGGGUGUCAUGUUUUUGCGUAGCAGGUCAACUUUUCAUUGUUUGUGAUUGCGUUAUAUACCCAGCAUAUACUUCAAGUAGCUGUAUAGGUGCUUUCCAAUUACGCCAGGCAUGAUUAAGUUAAAAUAUUCUCAUAUUUGAAGUUUCUGUACAGGAUUCUUACGUGGGGUCCAUGCAACUGUAACCUUGAAUAAAACUUUCUGAAGAGCCGAAAAUUUAGUCUGUUCUGAAACUGUACUUUUCAUGAUACCGAAGGUGCGAGUAAUGCGGUGAAACAAUAUUUUUGAUGGACAGACUCGACCGUCACCUGAAAGGGAGUUAUAUAUGUGUGUGGGUGUCCAUAGGACCACACUUCGUAGCUCUGAAAAUGAGGCUUCAGUUGAAGCAUUCGCAGCUUUGCAGGCUGUCGAAUGUAUUGCCAUGAAUAACUUGCAAUGGCAUGGAUACUCAAAUCGACGGCAUACCUGUCACAAUUUGUUAACGGGAUGAACUAGUCGUGGUAGCAGCAUCAAAGCGUGAUACCAUAUCACACAGGCAUAGCGCUCCUAUAGGAAGGUGCACUUAAAAAAGCAAGUUCUAGUACCACAGCAUCGUUUACAAUACUGUGCAUCAUCCGGAACAUGGCUUACCCAGACUGGUGAAGAUGUCUAGUAAUAACUUGGCCUGUCAUUGUUUUGGAGUGGCUGCCAUUCGCGCUCCAGCGCGUCCUCAUUCUUUGAUGAAUUUUCUUUUCAUGCGUAGGCCGUUAGUAAUCGACCUAGGUAUACAUAUUCUUCUACCGACUCCUGUGGUUGGUUUGUGAACUCUUUCUCUUUCGCCAGGCUACUCAGCAUUAUCUUUGUCUUCAGCAUAUUCAUUUUUAGUCCUACUUUUAUGCUUUCUCGGUUUAGGUCCCCAAUCAUCUUUUGCAACUCGUCGCCAUCGUUGCUGAAGAGCACCAUGUCAUCCGCAAAUUGUAGGUAGCUGAGGUAUCCUCUGUUAAUUUUUAUUUCCCGUUUCUGUCCAGUCCAGUUCUUUCAAUACAUCUAAGCAUGCAGUGAGCAACAUUAGGGAGAUCGUAUCUCCCAGUUGGACCCCUUCUUCUAUCACACUUUUUUUUUUUUUUUUGUGGAAAAGCUGUGGAGUCUUUGCGGAUGUCGACUAGGGUAUUUACAUAAGCUUCAGGUGCUCAUUGGUGACUUGGUGCUUUCGAGACUGCUGGUAUCUCUACUAAGUUGAAGGUCUUUUUGUAGUCUAUGAAUGCUAAAUAAAGGGGUUGUUUUCAGCAGAUUUUCCGAUUCGCUGGUCGAUUAUGUGACUGCAAUCCAUCGUAGAGAAUCCUUUCCUGAAACCAACUUGCUCUCCAGGUUGGCUGAAGUUAAAUGACAGGCAAUAUGCGUUGUUCUCAAAGCGGAUAUACAACUGCAUACUGCCAGUUCUAACAUGUGGAGCUGAAACAUGAAGGAUUACAGAGAAACUGAAGGAGAGUUUAGGACCACGUAGUGUUUAGUGGAAUGGAAAAUGGUAGGCGUAACAUUGAGAGAUCAGAGGACGGCAGAAUGGGUCAGGAAACAAAUAUGGAAAUGGACCUGGGCUGGCCAUGUCAUGCGUAGGACAGACAACCGGUGGACAGUUAGAGCAACAGAAUGGUUACCAAGGGACGGGAAACGCAGUCGAGGAAGGCAGCGAGCGAGAUGGAGUGAUAAAAUUAAAGAAGUUCACAGGGAUAAAAUGGAACCAGCUCGCACAACAUAAGGUAAACUGUAAAUCGAGAGAGGCCUUCGUCCAGCACUGGACCUAAACAGGCUGUAAAUGAUGAAUAAGGUGGGUUUCUGCAGCAUGCACCGAGAAACAAAGUCGCAGUGUGUCCAUAUACAGUACGAGCUUGUUAUGACAAAGUUGCUUAUUGCACGGAAGUAUACCUUUGUUACACUCAGUAUUUGUUAUAAGUGUACACGCUCGCAUUGGCAGAAAAUAUUUCGCAAUUUUAUUUAUUUAGUUAUAUCCAGCGUUGAUUGUACCAACAACUGUGCCUUGCAGGUUCACACCAUGUACUACUAUCCUGAUUCCAUGCAGGCAGUAGACAAAAGACUUCGUGUGUAUGCAUUUGCAUGCUCUGUUAACCAGAUGCAUGAAAGAGAACACACCAGGAGUUGAACUUUGGCCUGUGUUUGACUACUGUCUGCAGUCGUUGAAAUGUAAAAUGGUGGAGCAUGUGGUUUUUGUGCACUCCAGCAAAAUUGAAAAGCUGCAUAGAUCUACAGCCAACUGUGAUGUGUCGCAAGCAGCGUAGGUUGGCACACUUGACUCGUGAGUGCGCUCACUGAUUAUAAAAGUGCGAGUAUGAGUGCAAGUGAGUGAUGAGGGGAGUAUGUGUCAUUGUGAACAUGAGUGAGUGCCAGUGGAUUAAAUGGGUACGAAUGCAAGUACCUGUCAGUGUGAAUACAAUGAAACCUCAAUAUAACAAAUUUGCAUAUAACGAAUUAUCGGUUAUAACGAAGUAAAUGAAAAACAAGUCUUUCCACUGCUAGAGUGUAAGGAAUAUAUGUUCAUAACGAAUUUUUGGAUACAAUGAAUUUAUUUCUAUGUCAGAUACGACUUGUUAUAAUUAGGUUUGACUGUAUACAUGAGUGUGAAUAUGGGUGUGAACAUGAGAGUUUACUUGCAAGUGUAUUUAGAUCUAAGAAUGAACAUUUGUAAGUGGAUGCAAGUGUGAAUGUCAGCACCUGUGUCAAGCACUGUCCCCUGGCACAUCAGAGUUGGCCAUAUGUCCUCACAUCUGUGCUUUUUGCUGGACUGCGCAAAAGCCGUCUAUCUACUGUUGGCAUUUGAAUCGCGGCAUGUAAUUAGUACAUCCAGUGGAUCAGGAUCACAACUCUUCUACACAUUCCUGUCUCAUACAUUUAUCAUGGAUGACGUGCAAUAUGUGUUGCGAUGUUAUUUAUUUACCAGUGUGUUGUGGCGGAAGCAUACGAACAAGCUCUUGUGAAGUGAGGAAGGGUGCAUUUGUUGUGUUUUAUUUUUAUUUCUCGUUCAAAGUGUGUUUUACCCUUCCCCGAGUGAGUUGUGUGGUAUGCUGGUUGUUUGCAGUGUGAAUGACACCAUAUCGACAAGGCACACUGCUGUUUUAGGCAACAGAUGCAGAUGUUUUAAGCAAAUAAAAGCUUGUGAAAGUUCUUA